AUGAUCCAGCGACACGAUCCCCAGGCACGAAUAAAGUACAUAGGCCCUCGACUCUUUGCUACCCUUUUUAUCCUAGGGGAUUUUGCUUGCCUCUGCUUUAUAGGAUGUGGGGGAUCUCUUGCAGCCAUUUACGCGGAUAGUCCUGUUGGCAUAAAUCUGAUGAUAGCUGGGUUGGCUACACAGGUUUUGUUUACGGACAAACUAGGUGCCUCAGUUACCGCGGCCUGCCUCUUCAUCCGCUCGUGUUGGCGUGUCGCUGAGUUAAGUGAGGGGUUCAACGGUCCGCUAGCGUCCAAGGAAGGGAUUUUUAUUGCGUUGGAUAGUCUUCCUAUGGUUGCUAUGUCUGUUUUGCUGACAUUGUUACAUCCACAGUACUGGUUUGGGCAUGGAAGUCAGCCAAACAAGCUGGUGGACGAAUACAAUCUUGUGGGCAAUAUGAGGAGUGUGUAA
Pochonia chlamydosporia 170 is the source of this 450-nucleotide messenger RNA. Its product is annotated as RTA1 domain-containing protein. Gene Ontology annotation, cellular component: fungal-type vacuole; plasma membrane. Bases 1 to 450 code for a protein of 149 amino acids. The record is from RefSeq and is a predicted model, not a curated record. The transcript is spliced from 2 exons. NCBI's taxonomy places the organism in Eukaryota, Fungi, Ascomycota, Sordariomycetes, Hypocreales, Clavicipitaceae.